This is a messenger RNA of Postia placenta MAD-698-R-SB12, 1843 nucleotides long. RefSeq lists its product as hypothetical. Gene Ontology annotation, cellular component: membrane. NCBI's taxonomy places the organism in Eukaryota, Fungi, Basidiomycota, Agaricomycetes, Polyporales, Adustoporiaceae. Gene Ontology annotation, biological process: transmembrane transport; carbohydrate transport. The record is from RefSeq and is a predicted model, not a curated record. The coding region runs from base 1 to 1599 and encodes 532 amino acids. The transcript is spliced from 11 exons. Gene Ontology annotation, molecular function: carbohydrate:proton symporter activity.
AUGGCUGGCGGCGCCGUAGCGACUACCGGCAGCGACGCACACUAUGCGCACCUUGUCGAUCCUAACAGGAAGUGGUACAACAACAAGCGCCUCAUUUACCUCCACUUCUGGAUCCUCCUCCUUAUUAUCACGUCCUCCACGAAUGGUUUCGACAAUAGUCUCAUGAAUAGUUUCCAAUCGCUCGACCAGUGGGAAACAUACUUUGGUCAUCCGGCGGGAGGAAAGUUAGGUCUGCUUAACGCGAUCCAAAACAUUGGUUCCCUCGCGGGAUAUCCGUUCGCACCCUAUGUUUCUGACGGCAUUGGCCGUCGGAGGGCUAUCUGGGUUGGCGCGACGAUCAUGUUGGUUGGGGUCGCUGUUCAGACAGCGUCAUACAAUCUGAGCAUGUUCAUUGGGGCAAGGUUCUGCAUCGGCUUCGGUCUGACCUUCGCCGCUAAUGCGGCACCAAUGUUGGUCACGGAGGUGGCUUAUCCAUCCUACCGUGCCCAGCUGACUUCUCUAUACAAUUCAUUGUGGUAUUCGGGUAACAUCAUUGCUUCCUGGACUACCUUCGGAACGUCAAAUAUUGCCAGCACGUGGUCUUGGCGGAUACCUUCUCUUCUGCAAGGGCUCCCGUCCGCCUUUCAGUUCUGCCUGGUUCUCUUUGCCCCCGAAAGCCCCCGUUGGCUCAUCUCGAAGGGCAAGGAUGCAGAGGCUCUGAAGACCCUUGCCUACUACCAUGCAGAUGGCGACGAUCAAGACCCACUCGUACAAUACGAGUUCGAGGAGAUCAAGGCAGCGAUCGACUCCGAUCGUCAGCAUUCCAACAACGUUGGCUGGAAAUCUUUGGUAUCAACACCGGGCAACAGGAAACGUAUCGUUAUCAUUGUCGCCAUCGCGUGGUUCUCACAAUGGUCGGGCAAUGGACUGGUCUCGUUCUACCUGAACAAGGUGUUCGAUACCAUCGGCAUUACCAGCCCAACCGUGCAGCUGCUCAUUACUGGUAUUCUCGCCAUCUGGAACCUGUUUUGGGCUGUAUUUGCCUCCUUCCUCGUGGACCGUGCCGGCCGCCGCGCUCUAUUCCUGACUUCGGCAGGCGGUAUGGUGAUCUUCUUCAGCUUGCAAACCGUUUGUUCUGCGGAGUUUGCGCUGAAGGGGAACCCGGCCGCCGCGCAUGCUGUUAUUGCAUUUAUUUUCCUAUUUUAUGCCGUCUAUGACCUUGCAUUCACGCCACUAAUCGUCUCUUACACUGUCGAAAUCUUGCCCUUCGCUAUCCGUGCGAAAGGCUUUAAUGUGUUUAACUUCGUAGUGUCACUAGCACUCAUCUUCAAUCAGUACGUGAACCCAAUCGCACUGCAGAACAUUGCGUGGAAGUACUAUAUCUUCUACUGCUGCUGGCUCGCCUUCCAAUUCGUCUUCCUCUACUUCAUGAUUGUCGAGACGAAGAACUUGACUUUGGAAGAAACAGCAGCACUCUUCGAUGGCGAAGACCUCAGCCAGCGUGCCAUGGCCGCCGUCGCCGGUGUUGCCGACGAAGUGCGCAGCGACCAUCGGGACUACGAUACCAAGCUCUCAGAGUCGUCAGAUUCUGCCCGCCAAGAGAAGCUGGCGAGCGCUUGAUCACGUUUAGCCUCCUGAGACCUGCGCUGUGGAGAUCGUACGCUUUGUACCUGUAUUAUGUUGGACGGACGGUUCUCUGGAUAUAUUGUCACUUGACACCUUAACCCAUAAAUUGGCACGUCGCAUCGAUAUCGCAUCCCUCUGCAUCCUUCUGCAUCCUGUACUGUUAUACGCUAAAUAUCCCUCUAACCACUAUGAUGUCUUAUGUACGAGCUAAUAGAGUCUGUCUCCUGGCCUAUCAAUC